AUGCUUUUCCGCAGUCGCUUCUUGCUGGGGCUGGCCCUGGCGGGGCUGCUGGCCUUUGUGAGCCUCAGCCUGCAGUUCUUCCACCUGACCCCCGUGUCCACAGCUAAGAAUGGAGUGAGUAGCAAGAGUCGAAAGAGAGUCAUGCCUGAGCCAGUGACAGAGCCCCCCGUGACGGACCCCAUUUACGAAGCUCUCUUGUACUGCAACAUUCCCAGCGUGGCUGAGCGCAGCAUGGAAGGUCACGCCCCGCAUCAUUUUAAGCUGGUCUCAGUGCAUGUGUUCAUUCGACACGGGGACAGGUACCCACUGUAUGUCAUUCCCAAAACGAAGCGACCAGAAAUUGACUGCACUCUGGUGGCUAACAGGAAACCGUAUCACCCUAAACUGGAAGCUUUCGUUAGUCACAUGUCGAAAGGAUCCGGAGCCUCUUUCGAAAGCCCCUUACACUCCCUGCCUCUUUACCCCAAUCACCCACUGUGUGAGAUGGGAGAGCUCACGCAGACAGGAGUCGUGCAGCAUUUGCAGAAUGGCCAGCUGCUGAGGGACAUCUAUCUAAAGAAACACAAACUCCUACCGAGUGACUGGUCCACAGACCAGCUUUACUUGGAGACCACUGGGAAAAGCCGAACCCUACAAAGUGGGCUGGCCUUGCUUUAUGGCUUUCUCCCCGAUUUUGACUGGAAGAAGAUUCAUUUUAGGCACCAGCCGAGCGCUCUGUUCUGCUCUGGAAACUGCUAUUGCCCCGUGAGAAACCAGUAUCUGGAAAAGGAGCAGCGUCGGCAGUACCUCUUACGUUUGAAAAACAGCCAGCUGGAGAGGACCUACGAGGACAUGGCCAGGAUCGUGGACAUCCCCACCAAGCAGCUUCGAGCUGCCAACCCCAUAGACUCCAUGCUCUGCCGCUUCUGCCACAACGUCAGCUUCCCAUGCACUAGGAAUGGUUGUAUUGACAUGGAGCACUUCAAGGUGAUCAAGACACAUCAGAUAGAAGACGAGAGAGAGAGGCGGGAGAAGAAGCUUUAUCUGAGCUAUGCGCUCCUGGGCGCCCACCCCAUCCUCAACCAGACCAUCAGCCGGAUGCAGCGCGCCGCGAAGGGCAGGAGAGAGGAGGUCUUUGCCCUCUACUCUGCUCACGAUGUCACUCUGUCACCAGUUCUCAGUGCCUUGGGCCUUAUGGAAGCCAGAUUCCCAAGGUUUGCAGCCAGGUUGAUCUUGGAGCUCUGGCAAGACAGAGAAAAGCCCAGUGAGCAUUCUGUCCGGAUUCUUUAUAAUGGCGUCGAUGUCACAUUCCACACCUCUUUUUGCCAGGACCACCACAAGUAUUCUUCCAAGCCUAUGUGCCCCCUCGAAAACUUAGUCCGAUUUGUCAAAAGGGACAUGUUUGUGGCCCUGGGGAGUAGCAGUAGUACCAAUUAUUAUGAUGCAUGUCACAGGGAAGGAUUCUAA
Neomonachus schauinslandi (Hawaiian monk seal) is the source of this 1446-nucleotide messenger RNA. RefSeq names its product 2-phosphoxylose phosphatase 1 (gene PXYLP1). Gene Ontology annotation, molecular function: phosphatase activity. The transcript has 5 exons. Lineage: Eukaryota; Metazoa; Chordata; Mammalia; Carnivora; Phocidae. The record is from RefSeq and is a predicted model, not a curated record. Gene Ontology annotation, cellular component: Golgi apparatus. Bases 1 to 1446 code for a protein of 481 amino acids. Gene Ontology annotation, biological process: chondroitin sulfate proteoglycan biosynthetic process; dephosphorylation; glycosaminoglycan biosynthetic process.